AUGACAUUUUCAUUGGCACCUUUCGUAAUCACCUUCGUGGUCGUCUCUAUCCUGGUCUCCCAAAAGAUAUUUCCCUAUCUGGCCCGUGUCCAAAAUUCUCGCGAUGGCGAAGACCAUUUCCUCCCUUCCGAUGCGCCCCCAUCACUCCAGCAAGCGCAUGCCGAGCAUGGCUCUAAAUCUCUACGAAGGCGAAUAGCGGAAGCCGCUUUUUCUACGACGGUUGGGUUAGCGGUUGUAUUGGGCGAGUUGAUUUUAUGCGAGAUCUCUGAAUUAAUCAACCCUUAUGCCCGAGCGCUGGCUCUGCGAGUCACUGUUCCCACUCUCUUGUUCCUCCUCGUCGUACUCAUACCAUUCCUCGAACUUCAGUCUCUUGUAGCUGGAUCGGGAUGGUCGUUUCAACGCACUUCCAAAGGUCGAAUACCUCGGGCUGCUUGGAUGCUUCAAUUUGUUAUGUUUAGUGUCUGGCUAUGCGCGUUCUGGUCGUUAGGAAAUCUCGUACCGGUAGGAAGUGAGGCAGUGAGCCCGAGCGCUAAGAUGGAGAAGGCCCGGGCCGAGCCCGCGUUUUCUGGCAGUCUAGCACGUGCCUGUCUCGAGCGAAUUGGGGUCAUCGGUAUUUCACUUAUGGCUUUAUUGUCUGGAUUCGCCUCGGUUUCUUCACCGUGGCACACAUUUGGCAACCGUGGAAGACGCCCCGUGACAGACGCCGAUGUCUCUCGUAAACAAGCGGGUCUUGAUGCUACGAAUGAGAUGCUCAUAACUAAACGACACCGCUUGCAGAGCCUAUUGCGCAAGGCAGCUGAGAACCCAUCGGCUGAGAAGCGUGGGUUUGUCACUAAGGUCAUCGGUUCUAUCCGCGGAGGCGGUGAUGCAGCAGAGAUCCGCACACUACGUCUCGAGAUCGCGGGCUUGGAAGCUAUGGAAGCAAAUCUAUCGUCCUCUCUCUCUAUGCUUCGCUCUCGACAGGCCAAUUCGGCUCGUGCUGCAACUUUCUCGGGGAAAUUACUUUCGAUACCUACUUAUGUAUUCAGCGUAUACUGCGUUUAUCGUAUCAUAGCGACUACCCUGACUACUCUGCGGCGGUUGUAUUAUCCCACCGCCUCGUUUUCCUCCUCAGAUCCCAUUAAUCGAUUCCUGGGCCUCUUAGCGAAACAUUGGGACCCGAAGCUUGAUCAGAUUGCUUGGGCUAGACAGAUAUCAUUCUUACUAUCCGGCGUCAUCCUCGCCGCGAGCGCCAACAGCGCGCUUCAAACAUUCCAUCUCUUUGCCAAGUGGACUCCUGGACUCUUAUACCAGGCUCAAGCCAAUUUAGCUCUAUUGAUUGGGCAGAUCAGCGCUAUAUACGUGAUCUCUGCCGCUCUACUCUUACGAAGUAAUCUUCCCAAGGAGGUAGGCAGCGCCGUCGGUGACGCGCUUGAAAGUGCCUUAGAGCCGGGUUUCGUGGACAGAUGGUUUGAGGGCUGGUUCCUUCUAGCAAGCGUAGCGACGGCCGGGGGAAUCUGGCUAGGUGGAAAGAUUGGCGAAUGGAGUGAGGAAUGGGAUGAUAUCGGCAUGGAAGAGAUGGGCCAGAAACAAUCAUAA
Molecule: messenger RNA, 1578 nt
Organism: Daldinia decipiens
Lineage: Eukaryota; Fungi; Ascomycota; Sordariomycetes; Xylariales; Hypoxylaceae
Product: Abscisic acid G-protein coupled receptor-domain-containing protein
Exons: 1
Coding region: 1-1578 (525 amino acids)
Cellular component (GO): membrane
Source: RefSeq, a predicted model, not a curated record